CCCACUCGGGCUGGGAAGGGCUGGGGUACGGCUCGGAGUCGGAGCAUGGCUGGUCCCGCGUGGGACAGCCGUGAGCACAGCGUGGUGGUAAGGCCCUGCCCGGCCUCCUGAGCCUCGGGGACCCCAAGCAACCCGGCAGGGGAGGACCCGGGAGGGGAUUCCGGCUCCCCUUGUGCUGUGCUCCCGGCCUGUUCCUACCGCCAGGAGCAGACGUGGCCCUUAGGUCACAGGUGACUCAGGCGAGUGUCACUAGAAACAGGAUGUGUGUUCACUGGGGGUAUGGAAGCAACCAGCCACAGCCGAGUAGGACAGGACAGGCCGGCUGGCACUGAGGCAGGUGGGGAUGGCCCAGAGCACAGUCCCGCCCUGGCUCCUCCUCCGUCGUGCCCAUCCCUGAAGCACCACGGCACUCCUGUCCUGCCUGUCUGCCUGCCGGCUGGAGGUGCAGCAAAAAGCAGGACCCAGACGUCAGCUGCUCUGCGGCUGCCUGCACCUCCAACCAUGGGGAACAGCCACUGUGUCCCUCAGGCCCCUCGGAGGCUCCGGGCCUCCUUCUCCAGGAAGCCCUCCCUGAAGGGAGUCAGGGAGGACAGCGCCAGGAAGCUGGCUGGCCUGUUGGGCAAGGAGGCCAGCCCCGACGGGGACACAGCCGCCGACAAGAUCUUCUGCUACAUCCCGGGGACGGACAUCCCGGGGCUGCAGAACCAACUGGAGACCUCGGAGCAGCCGUUCCUCAGCAUCUUCAGGAAGAGCCGGCGGAGGGUCCCCGUGCGGACACUGGGCAAGGUCGUGCACUACGCCAAGGUCCAGCUGCGGUUCCAGAACAGCCAGGAAGCCAGUGACUGCUACCUGGAGCUGUUCCCCGCGCACCUGUACUUCCAGGCUGUGGGUUCCGAAGGCCUCACUUUCCAGGGCCUGUUACCGCUGACGGAGCUGAACGUAAGUCCUCUGGAGGGGACCGGAGAGCCAGCCUUCCAGAUCACAGGCCCGCUGCCCGCACCCCUGCUCGUGCUCUGCCCCAGCCACGAGGAGCUCAGCCGCUGGCUCUACCACCUGGACAAGCAGAUGGCCCUCUCGGGAGGCCUGCGGCGCUGCCACUCGGCACCCCCGCAGCGCAGGCUCACCAGGAUGCGGACCCUGUCUGGACGCCACGCCGGGGGCAGUGCCAUUUGUGCCUCCAGGGUGAAACUGCAGCACCUGCCGUCCCAGGAACCGUGUGACCGGCUGCUGCUCCUGUACCCCAACUCUCUAGCUAUUUUCUCCGAGGAGCCCGACGGACUUUGCUUCAAGGGGGAGCUGCCGCUCAGCGCCAUCCACAUCAACCUGGAGGAGAAGGACAAGCAGAUCCGCUCCUUCCUGAUCGAAGGUCACCUCAUCAACAGCAUCCGAGUGCUGUGUGCCACCUACGAGGACUACAGCCGCUGGCUGCUGUGUCUGCAGGCCGUGACCGGCUCCCAGAGCUUCUCAGGACUCCGGGCACCCCCACAGGUCGGGGGCAGUGGCCGAGGCUCACUCUCCUCAGAUGGAAGAACCAGCUGGGACUCGGGGCGCCCUGCGUCCCCGUCCAUUCACACUCAUUCCCUCCCCGAGUCCACAAUGCCACCUCCCGUGAGCUGCCCUGCACAGGCUCUGCCCGAGCCGGGCAGCACCAGCCGGCACAAGGCGGAACUGAGAAGGGGCAGCAGCGCUCACGCCCCCAGGAGCAAGGCCCGGGGAGAGCGGUCUGGCCCAGUCAGCCCCCUGCACCUGGACCUGACCAAGGUGGGCCCGGGAGCUGGCCUGCCCUCCGUCCGCAGGGCCCCAUCCAAGGAGCGAGCCCCAGGAACCUGUGUCCUUCCUGUCCUUCCUUGUCCACAGCUGAGCGUGGAUAGUGGCCUCGAGGCCCAGGAUCCCUCUCUGGAGACCCCACAGUCCCCGCUCUACGCCGACCCCUACACGCCCCCGGCCACCUCCCACCACAAGAUCACAGACGUCCGGGGCCUGGACGAGUUCCUCAGCGCCAUGCAGAGCUCGUUGGGGACCGAGCCCCCCGGCUCCUUCCCUUCGGUUCCCGUGUCUGUGCCUGUGUCGGAUCCCAGCUGUGGACCCUCCAAGAAAGGCAAUCUGGUGUCCCGAGCAGCCCCUCGGCACCGGGGCUCCCUUCGAGGCCGGGUCCCGCCGCAUCCAGAUUCCCCAAAGCUCGUCUCCCCCCGAGGGAAGGAAGGGUUGCCACCCUCCACGCUGCCUUCCUCAGAUGGCCGCCCCUCCAGGACCCACGACCACCACCUCUGGGACAAGGCACCGUCCCCCUCCCGGCAGCAGUGGCCCCGGCUCAACGUGCCCGAGACAGAGGGGGGACCCCUGCACUGGAUCUGAACCCCACGAGGGCUGCGCCUGCCAGCACCCACCCGGAGUCAGAACUGAGUGGGAGACCCCAGGUUUGGGAAGGACCCAAGAUUCUGGCGGCCCUCGGGGGACACCCUGAAGAACUGGACCAUGACCACUGCUGGAGAGGGAGCAGGGGAGGGGCUACACCUGGGGUGAGAGCAGCACAGGGGUACAAGGGUCUGAGGGCAGGCGGGGCAUCGUGGCCUGUGUGGGACAGGUGGAGAGGAAACAGAAGUAAAGUCGCAGAAAGGUU
Suncus etruscus (white-toothed pygmy shrew) is the source of this 2620-nucleotide messenger RNA. It is a transcript of the gene PLEKHN1, whose product is annotated as pleckstrin homology domain containing N1. Gene Ontology annotation, biological process: positive regulation of apoptotic process; 3'-UTR-mediated mRNA destabilization; response to hypoxia. Gene Ontology annotation, cellular component: mitochondrial membrane; cytoskeleton. Bases 280 to 2355 code for a protein of 691 amino acids. The record is from RefSeq and is a predicted model, not a curated record. The transcript is spliced from 15 exons. NCBI's taxonomy places the organism in Eukaryota, Metazoa, Chordata, Mammalia, Eulipotyphla, Soricidae. Gene Ontology annotation, molecular function: phosphatidylserine binding; cardiolipin binding; phosphatidic acid binding.